Rhododendron vialii is the source of this 774-nucleotide messenger RNA. RefSeq lists its product as uncharacterized. NCBI's taxonomy places the organism in Eukaryota, Viridiplantae, Streptophyta, Magnoliopsida, Ericales, Ericaceae. The record is from RefSeq and is a predicted model, not a curated record. The coding region runs from base 1 to 321 and encodes 106 amino acids. The transcript is spliced from 2 exons.
AUGGAUUUAAGGGUCCCACCAAGUUCUGCACCAAGUGGCCCAACUUCUCCAGCCCCAAAUUGCCGAAUUCAAAUUUUCCGAAUUUUGAAUCAAAUCAGACUCAACACCACCACGAUAUCCUGUCUUCUCUCCCGCCUCACCACCACCGACCCGCCACCACCACGAUCUCCUCUCCCGUCUGACCACCACCACCCUGAUCUCCUCUCUUCUCUCCGCCUCUCACAUACUCUCCUCUCGAUGUAUUGCCACCGUCGGGCACCCAAACCAGCCCCCAUCGCCACCGACGCACCACAACCACCUCUUGUCUCUCACAGGUCCUAGAAUCACCAUUCCCAGGAGCCUAAUGGGCAGGUUGUGGAGCCUUAUCUGUGAGUUCAACAACGGCUUUGUUGAUUCGCCUUUUCAGUUCCGAUUGUGAACCCCAGAGUAUAGUUGCUUAAUUAUGACAAAAUUAGCUUGUGAAUUACAGAAAUAUUUACUCAAAAAGACCUGUAAUCCCUCAGGGAGGAUGCUAUUUUUCCCAUUUCCCAGAUGAACCUCUGAAACUAUUUCUUGUGAUCAUUAUCCAAGAUUAGCUUGUGAAUUACAAAAAUAUUUACUCUUCUCCGAUAAGUGUAACCUUUCACAAAUGAUUGUAUCGUGGUGAUCUUUUUAUUUUUGCUAAGGCUCUAUUUGUUUCAUUAAGAAAUGUGUUGGAAUUCACACACAACAAACACUUCUAAAGACAUUUGUUUUUAAACUUCUAUUUUUGUUGGUAAUAUUUUCAUUGAGGCA